Molecule: messenger RNA, 1894 nt
Organism: Labrus bergylta (ballan wrasse)
Lineage: Eukaryota; Metazoa; Chordata; Actinopteri; Labriformes; Labridae
Gene: stoml1
Product: stomatin (EPB72)-like 1
Cellular component (GO): plasma membrane
Source: RefSeq, a predicted model, not a curated record
GAGCUGCAGCAAGAUUGUAAAUAAUAAAAGCUAAACACGGAAGGACGAGCUGAUAUUACAUCCUUAAGCGUCCUGCGUGUUGGUGUUAGUUUUCAUAAAAACGUAGCUUAUGUGAGCAGGUUUGACAAACAACUAACUGGCUUGCAGACUGAAAACUAAGAUGUUAUUCUUGUAGGAGAGAAUAAAAAUAGUUAUUUGAGCUCACAAUGUUUAGCAACUCCUAUCAGCUGCUCCCCCAAAGGGACACUACAAGUCCGAGGACUCCUGGCUUGUUUGUGGACAAUGAUGGCUUCACACAGAGCGGCUACCACAAAGGACUUUCAUUUGAUAACAUGCCCAAGGUUUUUCAUCAUGACUUCACAGAUACAUCACAGGGUUGGCUGUCAUGGAUUUGUAACCUGAUUGUCAUCUUCCUCGUCUACGUCUGCACCUUCAUAACAUUUCCUAUAACGGGAUGGUUUGUAUUAAAAACUGUGCCUAACUACCAGAGGAUCGUAGUGUUUCGUUUGGGUCGAGUUUGCUCUCCAAAAGGCCCUGGUAUCGUCCUCGUGCUGCCCCUCAUCGACCAGUGGCAGAGAGUAGACCUACGCACCCGAGCUUUUAACAUCCCUCCAUGCCAGGUGAAUACUCUGGAUGGCGGUGUUUUGUUAGUGGGGGCAGACAUCCAGUUCAGGAUCUGGAACCCCGUCAUGUCAGUGAUAUCAGUCCAGGACCUGAACGCCUCAACCAGGAUGGCGGCACAGAAUGCUUUGACCCACAGCCUGUCCAAGAAGAGCGUCAGAGAGAUCCAAAGUGGGAGAGUUAAGCUGGGAGAAUAUCUUGGGAUGGACUUAAAUGAAUUAACUCGACACUGGGGACUGGAGGUGGACAGAGUAGAGCUUACCCUUGGCUCUCUAAUAAAAGCGCCAGAGGAAAGUCUCUCUGGAUCCCUCAUCAUGCCUCCCUCUGUGCCUGGACUGGAAGGCCUCACUGGUCCCAUUCAGCAGCUGGCCAUGCACUUUCUAGGUCAGAGUGGAAUUUCACAGCCUAAACAAGAGGAAACAAUAACUUUCACAGAUGAGCUCAUCGGGCCCACUGAGGCAGUUGUGGUUACACCAGGCUCGGUUGAGGAGCUGCUUGGUGCGGUGAAGCUCCUGCUUUCUGAAGCUUUGGUGCAGCAGGUUGGGGCCUGCUUCCAGUUUGAUAUCGGCUCCAAAGAUGGACAGCAGUGCAGUUACUACGUGGACUUGAGCCAAGGUAGCGGUGCAGCAGGCGCAGGGUCCACGUGCAGAGAACCAGACGUCAAACUGAGUAUGAGUGACAGCGACCUUCUCGCCAUGUUCCGGGGCGAGCUACGACCAUUUGCUGCUUACACGAGUGGCAGGCUGAAAAUCCAGGGAGACAUUAAAACUGCUAUGAAACUUGAGGAACUCAUAAAGCUUGUUAAGGGAUAACUGCUAUAGUCAUUUUAUAGAUUAUUUAAUCAACCUUUCUUUGUUUUGUUGUGAAGUAAAUGUUUCAUGUGUGCACUUUGAAGGAAUAUUAAUACUUUUUUAGGUCAGAGACUGGUUUUAGAUAGGUUUCAUUUCAUUGCACAGUUAGUGCAAACUGUAAAAACCUCUCUAACCAGACUUGAGCUCUGGCCAAAAUGAAUAUGUCAGUGAUAGGAAGCAGCAAACUUACCCAAAGAUCUGAAGUGGCCUUAGGUUUUUCUCUGAGAAGCAACAAGACACAGUGAAAAACCAUCGCCAAAAGGGGGAACUGCCUGGACUCCUUGAGGACUCUUUUACACUGAACUGAAAACGGGAAAUGCACUCUUAUUCACAUUAAUUUUAAUCCGACAUUAGAGGACUUUUCUUAAAUGGAAUGAAAAAAUAAAAUCAUACCUAUAAAAUAAAUGUCAAUAUGAACAAUU